Molecule: messenger RNA, 489 nt
Organism: Dreissena polymorpha
Lineage: Eukaryota; Metazoa; Mollusca; Bivalvia; Myida; Dreissenidae
Exons: 4
Coding region: 33-410 (125 amino acids)
Source: RefSeq, a predicted model, not a curated record
CUCAUUGUCAGAGCAACGACCAAGGUAAAACGAUGUUCUCAUCUGUCACACUUGUGCUGUUCGUGUCAUGCUUCGGCGCAGCGUUAAGCACCAGCUGGAGCCCAUACUGGAACUCGUAUUUGCCAGGUCAAGGUUCCGGCAAGGGCGGAUAUUGGAACUCGUAUGUGCCACAAUAUGAGACCUAUUGGCCGCAACAAUAUCCUAGUUAUUCAGGUUCCUAUUGGCCUGGAUGGGGCGGCUGGCAAGGCAAUAACGUCGGCUCGCAAAGUAAUGCCGUGCGCGGGUACGGAAAUGUUGUUGGAUCACAAGGGAAUGAUGUGAGCGGGGGAUGGAAUAAUGUGGGCUGGCAAUCGAAUGCCGUGGACGGUUAUGGCAAUUACGUGGGCUCUCAAAGGAAUUCCGUUAACUAAGUACAUGAUAAAAUGGAGCAAAAUACAGAUCAUAUACAUACAAUAUUUGCUUUUGUUGACAAUACUUAAUAAAUAUUAU